AUGGUCGGCCUCUCGUCGUUCUCGUACCUCUUUUCGGAGCUCAUCCGUCACUCGCAGUCAAGGGUCACCGCCAUCGGUCCGCUGGAGGCCAAGCUCGAUGCUGCGGGCUUCCAGGUCGGCGCGCGCAUGGUGGACCUCAUCUCACUGAGGGAAAAGUCGGGCAAGCGCGAGGUCAAGCUCAAGAACGUCCUUGUUCUUAUCCAGACCUCGGUCUUCCGCACCCUCUUUGGCAAAUCGGCCGAUGCCCUCGCGCAGUACUCGUCCGACGACGCAGAGGAGUAUCACAUCGUCGACAACGAGCCGUUGGUCAACAGGUAUAUCUCUGUUCCGCGCGACAUGUCCGAUCUCAACUGCGGCGCCUUUGUCGCUGGUAUCGUCAAGGGCGUCCUUGCAGGCGCCGGCUUUCCCGCAGAAGUCGUCGCCCACAACACUCCCGACGAUGACGGCCGCUACCCAUACUGCACCACCUACCAGGUCCGCGUCACUGCCGUAGACGUCCGCGCCCGGGAAAAGUAGCAGCCACCGAUCCAACCAUACGCACCC
Molecule: messenger RNA, 543 nt
Organism: Thecamonas trahens ATCC 50062
Lineage: Eukaryota; Apusomonadida; Apusomonadidae
Exons: 2
Coding region: 1-516 (171 amino acids)
Biological process (GO): endoplasmic reticulum to Golgi vesicle-mediated transport
Cellular component (GO): TRAPPII protein complex; TRAPPI protein complex; TRAPPIII protein complex
Source: RefSeq, a predicted model, not a curated record